This is a messenger RNA of Drosophila busckii, 982 nucleotides long. RefSeq names its product glucosidase 2 subunit beta. Bases 160 to 777 code for a protein of 205 amino acids. Gene Ontology annotation, cellular component: glucosidase II complex. NCBI's taxonomy places the organism in Eukaryota, Metazoa, Arthropoda, Insecta, Diptera, Drosophilidae. The record is from RefSeq and is a predicted model, not a curated record. The transcript is spliced from 3 exons. Gene Ontology annotation, biological process: N-glycan processing.
AAGUGUUGACAUUCGUUUGACUACUCAUUGGUUGUGCACAUAAGGGUUAAUUAAGAAGCUAUAUCCAAAGCAUUGUUGGAAUUGAUGACGCUAACUGACAAGUAAACAAAGCAUUAAAGCAUUUCUUUAAAAUUCAGUUAGCAAAAUAAACACACAGAUAUGCGCAAAACAUGGGUGAAGCGAGAGAAUAUUUAUUACAAACCCUUCUACAAACACAAGUCAAAAAUGUUUAUGCUGUUGAUAUUUCUGGUGGGCAUCUCAUUCAUUAUAUAUCAGGCAUUCUCGCUAAAUCAGUUGCCCAGCGUGCAGCAGCUGAGACUGAAACACAAAGAAAUGAUGCGCUCUCUUGGCAAGAAGCAGCUUGACGUGGACGAUUUCGAUGGAGGAGGUGGUGUCGGAGCUCUUUUUGGUGCUAGGGUCACUACAGCACCAGAUGAUGGUACUAUUAAAAUAAUGAGAGGCAUCCGUCUGUUCGACUAUGAUGCCUACAAACCAAACUUUGAGGGUAACUUCAAGUGCCUAGAUGGCAGCAAGGAUAUACUCUUCAGUCGGGUCAAUGAUGACUACUGUGAUUGCGAAAGCGAUGGCAGCGAUGAGCCUAGCACAAAUGCCUGCGCCAAGGGACGCUUUUACUGCAAGUUCCAAAAGCGUCAUCUCACGGGGCGAGGCUUAGAUACAUACGUGGCGACAUCACGCAUAAAUGAUCAAGUUUGUGAUUGUUGCGAUGGCAGCGAUGAGUGGACAACCCAUGCGAAAUGUCCAAACACUUGUACGUAGUUACUACUGAGAACUGCUAAGCAGCUCCGGGUUAGACACCACAACUCACACUCAUGAAUGCAUCUCAAGGAAACCCCACUUCACAUUAGAGCUUCAAAGUCUGUAAAAACGCAUCACAAGCGAUAUUUAGUUAUUUCUAAAAUACAUGGUUACGAUUAAAUUGUAAUUUAUUUUUAAAUACCAGACUCAAUGUAUAUUUAAGUAG